Molecule: messenger RNA, 972 nt
Organism: Trematomus bernacchii (emerald rockcod)
Lineage: Eukaryota; Metazoa; Chordata; Actinopteri; Perciformes; Nototheniidae
Gene: sox32
Product: SRY-box transcription factor 32
Exons: 2
Coding region: 1-972 (323 amino acids)
Biological process (GO): anatomical structure morphogenesis; cell differentiation; regulation of DNA-templated transcription
Molecular function (GO): RNA polymerase II cis-regulatory region sequence-specific DNA binding; DNA-binding transcription factor activity, RNA polymerase II-specific
Source: RefSeq, a predicted model, not a curated record
AUGCAUUUCAGCCACGACCCCGCCGCUUUCCAACUUUGCGCAAACCGUGCCAUGUUCGAGGGCGAGGACUCGGGCUCCGUGGACGGGGAGCUGAAGAUCGAGGAGCGCUCCCCGAGCUCCGGGCCCUCCAGCCCGCUGUCAGUGAACUCGGACUCCAGCUGCGCCAGCCCCGAGGUCAAGUCUUUGUUAACGCAGCAGAGAGUCAGAAGGCCCCUGAACGCCUUCAUCAUCUGGACCAAAGAGGAGCGCAGGCGGCUGGCACAGCUCAACCCAGACCUGGAGAACACGGAUCUGAGCAAAAUACUCGGAAAAACUUGGAAGGCCAUGUCUCUGGUGGAGAAGCGUCCAUACAUGCAGGAAGCGGAGCGUCUGAGAGUCCAGCACACUGUCGACUAUCCAAACUACAAGUACCGGCCCCGCAGGAGGAGGCAGCCGAAGAAGAGCUCCAAAGCCCAGGGUGUGGAGCUUCCUCACUCCCUGCUCUGCGGCUCAGGCUUCCCCGGGUCCUACAACCUCACCUACCUGCUCCAGAACCAGCAGCAAUACUCACCAGCUUUCCUAAACUCCCAAGCUAACUUUGUCCCUUUGAGCAACAGUUACUCAAACUCUUAUCCAGACACAGCCACGUGUGCAGCAGACGUUUUCCAAAAUAAGUCUGGGGUGUACCCAAACCCUCCUGCGUACCCUGCAGAACCUCAGCGGUAUUUCGAUGGUCAGCACAUGCAGUAUGGUUUCUCCAGCGCUGCAGCUCCACAUGUGGAUCAGGGGGAGUCCAGCACAGUUUACGGGUGCCUGUUGUCUGUGGGGCCCUCCCUAGAGUUCUACCUGGAGCAGGUUCAGCUGGACAUGCUGUACGAUCUGGACCGCAGCGAGUUCGAACAGUACCUGGGUCCAAACCCUCAAAGGCCGGAGUCAGUGGAUCCCAGCUACAUUCAGCAGAGCAGCCACCAAGAGGGACGCUCACUCGCAUAA